Amphibalanus amphitrite is the source of this 5641-nucleotide messenger RNA. RefSeq names its product rho GTPase-activating protein 190-like (gene RhoGAPp190). NCBI's taxonomy places the organism in Eukaryota, Metazoa, Arthropoda, Thecostraca, Balanomorpha, Balanidae. Gene Ontology annotation, molecular function: GTP binding; GTPase activity. Gene Ontology annotation, biological process: signal transduction. The record is from RefSeq and is a predicted model, not a curated record. Bases 253 to 5256 code for a protein of 1667 amino acids. The transcript is spliced from 28 exons.
GCCGCCGCCGCCGGUGCUGACAGAGGUGCAGUGACGCUCACAGGGAGGUGCCCGCCGCCGCCAGCAGUGAUCCCACUCCAGUGCAGUGGCGCGCAGUGGCCCGCCGACCAGUCCAUGCCGCCGCGCCUGCCACCGGUACCCACAGCAGCAACCAGUCGCAGCGCGCCGGCAGUGGUUGCUGGAGCGGCGUGCGGCAGCCAGUUGGCCGUCCGGACGGGCCAGUGACAUCGCUGGGGCGGCCACCGCAAGGCCAUGGCGGCCGCCACGCUGCAGCGCGUCAUGCACCGCAAGACGGAGGCGGGCCGCACGUUCAACGUGGCAGUGGUGGGUCUGUCGGGCACGGAGCGUGACAAGGGCGCCGUCGGAGUCGGCAAGUCGUGCCUCUGCAACCGGUUUGUGCGCGCCGCCGCCGACCACUACUACACAGAGCACAUCUCUGUGCUGAGUCAGACCGACUUCAGCGGUCGAGUGGUCAACAACGAACAUUUCAUGUACUGGGGCGAGGCGACCAAGGUGUCGGAGGAGGGUAUCCCGUUUCAGUUCUCCGUGGUCGAGCAGACUGAGUUCAUCGACGACGCCUCAUUCCAGCCAUUCAAAGCCGGCAAGAUGGAUCCGUACACGAAGCGGUGCGCCAAUACCCGGCUCUGCUCUGCCGAAAAACUCAUGUACAUUUGUAAAAAUCAACUUGGCAUCGAAAAGGAAUACGAACAAAAGGUCCUUCCCGACGGCAGGUUUCUGGUGGAUGGCUUUCUCUGUGUGUUCGAUGUGAGCGAGGUGGCCGGCCGGCCGCUUUCCCGGCAGGUGGAGCUCACGGUUCAGCUUGUCCGCCCACAGAUCCUCGGCAGCCUGCUGCGCACCAAGAAACCAGUGGUUCUCGUCACGACCAAGAACGACGAGGCGCGCGAGUCGCACCUCCGCGAGGCCGAACGGCUCGCCAGCCGGAAGGAGUUCAAGGGCAACAUUCCGCUGGUGGAGACGUCUGCCCACCAGGGCGUCAACGUCGACCUAGCGUUCAUCACGCUGGCGCAGCUGAUCGAUCGCGGCCGCGGCCGGGUGCGCAUUGUGCCUUACCCAGAGGCGGCGCGCCAGCGUCGGGACGACGCCGACCUGAUGGCCGACGCGUUUCAGUCGCUGGUGCGCACGCACGUCACGGACUGGCGCGCCACCUGGCCGGCCACCGUGCAGCGGCUGCGCGGGGCGCCGGCGUUCGCUGAGUUCACUGAGCUACACGGCCAGGAGGCGGCGCACCGGCUCUUUCGGCGAUACGUGAAGCGGCUGCGCGAGGAGCACGUGUCACGCCGCGUGCAACGCUAUCUGUCCGAGCUGCCGGACGUGCUGCGCGAGCUGUUCGCCGAUCAGCGCGCGCUGCUCACCUGCUCGUGGCAGGAGGUGCAGCAGAGCGUGCGCCGGCACCCCGACUUCGAGCGGCACUUUGUGGCCGCGCACGAAGACCUCGCCUGGCUGGACCUGGACCUGGACGAGCUGGCGGAUGCGCGUAUUCCGUUCGAGGUGCUCACCAGCAGUGAGGCCGAGACCGCCUUCAAAAACUACCUGAACGCCAUCCAGCAGGAGACGCGUCAGCAGGAGCUACGUCGCCAGUUCAAACAGCUGCUGGAGGAGACUAGCUACGUCACACCGGGCAAGUCGCUGUCCGAAGUUCGCGUGCUCUUUCUGGGCCGCGAGUGCUUCGAGAGUUUGGCAGAGGAGGAGCGUCAGGAGAUCUACGACCUCCACCAGCGGCACAUCGUGGAAAAGGCCCGUGUUAACUUCCAGGAGCUGCUGCUGGAGCGGGCCGACCUGUUUUACGGCAUCUGCCCGGCAUCUGGCGGCGGUGCGCUCAGCCCCGACCAGAUCAAGGACAUCACCGAACUGCUGCAGGAGGACGUCAGGUACAAACUGUUGGACCGUUUCGAGCAGGAGCGUCAGCUGGUGCUGCUGCAGCAUCUGGGUUUCCUGCACCGUCCGCGGCCGGAGCGGUGCCCGUCGGCCCAGCUGUGUAUGGAGCUGCAGGUGUGGGCGCUGCUGGCCGACCGGGCCGCGCCGGCGGCGCCCGCCGUGGCCGGCACCCACUGGGUGUUCGCCGGUGGCGACUCGGCCGUGCACCCGCUCAACGCCGUGCUGGUGGGCUCCGAGGGCGCCGCCGACCGGCUGACGCAACUAUUUAGGUUGCAGCUGGACGAGGAGGAGGUGGAAAUCGACAGCCAGCUGUUCAGACUGGACCUGCGCGUCAUCAGCGACGACACCAAGCUGACCCGCAGCGUCUUCUUCACGCCCGACUUCACGCCGCACGGCUGUCUCUGCGUUUUCUCCAACGCGGCGUCGUUCGAGUACCUGCGCCAGUCCGUAGAGAAGACACUACUCUCGAGUCUGCAGGAGGAGGAGGAGGAGGAGCAGGAGGAGGAGCAAGGACGGCCGCCAUUCCAGGGCCUGCCGCUGGUGCUGGUACUGGCGGCCGACCCGCAGCUGGGCAGAGCAGAGCUGGCGCAGCUCCGCCAGGACGGCCGCAGCCUUGCCGACAGUUUGCAGAGCCCGUUCGUGGACUGCACGCCGCCGCCGGCCGAGGAGGAGCCGGCCGCUGACGCCGAGCACGUGCUGCCCGCCACCAGCGACGACCGGCUGACGGCCGCGCUGGCCGCGCUGGUGCACAGCGUGCGGCGGCCGGCCGGCCUGCCCGCCUGUCCGGCCUUACUGACCGCCAGGGAGCCCGAUAUCAGGAUAAUUAUGUGCCUCUUCUGCGGCGACCCGUACUCGGUGGAGAACGUCGUCGGCGCCAUCCUCUCCAAUCAAACCUGUCAGACCCACCAGCAGAGCUCGGUCAUUCUGGAUACCUUUCUCGGGGACUGCCGAAGGCGGGUGGAGGUCAUCAUCAGCUCGUACCACGGCGCCGCCGCCUACCAGGACGAGAUGGUGCACGGAUUCAUCCUGGUCUACAGCACCAAGCGGCGCGCCUCGCUCAAUAACCUGAAUGUGUUCUCGGCCUCUGUGCCGCAUCUGCCGGUCCAGAUCCUGGCCGUGACCGACAGCGGCGGUGCCAACGCACUCUUCUCAUCUCAGCUGACCCACCAGCUCAUCACCGAGGGCAACCACAUCGCCGACCGACUGCAGGCCCACUUUAUGACCUCCACCUCCACCUGCCAGCAAAAGUCGGCCUUCUACCUCAGCUUCUUCAAGGAGGUGUGGGAGAAGAAGCCCGAGAUAGAGGAGGCGUUCGAGCUGGAGCGGGUGCGCCGCCUGGAGCGGGCCGAGCAGCUGGCGGCACUGCGGCGCGGCCUCUCCAUCCCUGCCGGCACCGCCAGCAAUGACGGGAGCGGCUCGGAGAUCUACGAGCGGCUGCCGACCGAUGGCUCGCUGGCCGACGAACUGAACCUGUCGCCGACGCUCGACGAGCGGCCGCUCUCUGGUAGCGAUGACGACAACGAGGUGGCGGCCGAUGAGACUGCCGGCGAGCAGCGGCGGCCAGCCAACGGCGAGCACCCUCCCCGGCGCACUCUGCAGCAAGAGCUGCUGUGUCAGACGUUUCUGAGCACGGAGUCGCUGCCGGCCGGCCUGUGUCAGCCGCGGCCGGGGCGGAGCUCGCGGGCACCCUUCAGCCGCGCCCGCACCGAGCAGCUGCCGCCGCCGCCGCCCCGCCACCACUUCUUCAAGGCCGAGAGCGUGGAGCUGGGCCGCCGCCCGCCGCCCGACCACAGGAUGGACGGCGCCGACACGGGCCUGCACGUGUUCCCGGCUCCCAGCACGCCGCCGGAGCCGGCGCCGGCCGGCGGCCACCAGCUGCUGGAGCCGCCCCACGCCAGCUCCUCCGACUCGGACUGCGGCUGGCUGCAGGAGCCGUCCGCCGGCCGCACGCUGGCUGCAGACGACGUCUGGUCGGAGCGGCGCCAGUGGGCACCACACGCCUACACCACGGGCCGGGGCCGGCCGGCGCCGCCGCCCAGGACCAGGCAGGACAGCCAGCCGGGCAAGCUGAACCUGACGCAGUACUCGAGUGUUGUCGACACGCUGGACAAGCUCAACCUGAGCAGUCGGCCCGAGCCCCGACGCUCCCAGCCCCAGCCGGGCGUCAGCAUGGCCAACUCGGAGUACGCCCAGGUGAAGGACGCGCUGCUGGGCGGCGGCAGGGGCGAUGGCGAUUACAGCUACACGGUGACGCAGGAGGCCGGCGGCCACAGCGCCAAAGCGCGGCUGCGGCAGCGGACCGAGCAGUGCCGCCAGUUGCUGGCUGGAAGUGAGUCGGAGGAGUCGGCCCCGGAGGAGGAGAGCACGUUCGCGCGUCAAAAGUACGCCACCAGCUCAGUGCGCCUGCGCCGCACGGCAGCCAAGCGGGGCGGCGUGCCUGCCGCCAUCCCGCGGGUGCCCGCGCUGCCGACGCGCGCCGGCGGAUCACCACUGCCCAGCAAGUCCAAGUCGGAGUCGCCACGAGACGGUGGCAACAACGACGAGUCGAGUGUGGACGUGUCAGUGUCGGCCGAGUACAGCUCGCCGCUGCUGUCGGCCGCUGCUACCAAGGAGGAGAAACUGCGCCGCAAGGACCGACAGCGACAACUCAAGGAGGACGAAAGAAGGCGGCUCAAAGACGAGGAAAAGGCCAGAAAACUGGAGAAGGAGCGAAUCAAGAAGGAGAAGAGCACCAAGAAGGGCAAAACGUCCACGUCCUCUUCGCAGUCGCAACUGGAGGAGUUAGUGCCGGGCGGCGGCGCCGGAGGUCAACUGCCGCUCUUUUUGACCCGGUGCGUGGAGUACAUCGAGGCUGAAGGUCUGGACACGGAGGGCCUGUACCGGGUGCCCGGCAACCGUCAGCACGUCGACCUGCUGUUCGAGCGGCUGGCAGAGGACCCGGCCGCCAGUAUCGGCGAGCUCGACCUGGCCGUGAACGCAGUGGCCACUGCGCUCAAGGAGUUCCUCUCCAAGAGGCUGCCGCCGCUGCUCACUCAGGAGAAGAUGGCCGAGCUGACGGCGAUCGCAGGCGUCUCCGAUCGUCGAACGCGCCUGUUCAAGCUGACCGUGCUGCUGAAGGACCUGCCGCCGGUCAACUUCAACAUCCUGAAGUACCUGUUCCGCCACUUUGGCAGGGUGUCGGACAAGGCCGACCUCAACAGCAUGGACAGUAAGAACCUGGCCAUCUGCUGGUGGCCCACUCUGCUGCCGCUCCAGUUCACCGACAUGGCCGUGUUCGAGUCGAUGCGGCCGCACCUGGAGGACAUAGUGCAGACUAUGAUCAAACAGCCCAGUACCUGUUUGACGGCCAGGAGGAGCUGAUGAUGGUGUGACCGGGCGCCGGGCGCGCCGGCAGCGCCCUCCCGACACCCCCGGCCGGCGCGGCCGCCGGACGAUAGUCGGCGCCACCCUCACUCGUAUAGAAUUUCUGAGGCGUUUUUUUGUAUAGUGUUGUCCGGUGUGUGAGGCGAGUGACCACGGCCGCGCUGGGCUGCCGCCGACCUGACGCGCGCUCUGCUCUCGGCCGCUGACGGGCAGCGGCCGUGUUUGUUUUUCUAAUGGCACACCAGGGACCGCUGUGCGGUGCUCGUGGCGCCGCGCCUCUUUUGGCUGCGGCCGACCACUGCUCCCAUAUGUAUAUGGUUUCCUGUGAGGCUGUGAUGUGUGUGCGUGUGUAUGUGUGUGUAUAUAUAUUUGUGUGCAGGUG